Messenger RNA from Fusarium venenatum, 348 nucleotides. RefSeq lists its product as uncharacterized. Lineage: Eukaryota; Fungi; Ascomycota; Sordariomycetes; Hypocreales; Nectriaceae. The record is from RefSeq and is a predicted model, not a curated record.
AUGUCAUCGCCGGUUCAAGCCCAAUUUCUUCCAUUCGUUGAGACAAAUUCUUUGCUGCGCAGAUGUGUCGAUACUACGGGAAUGAACACAUGCGAAAAGCCUGUAGCAAACUGGAUGAAAUGGGCGGUUGUUGCAUCUAUCACGGGCCUAUUCUUAGCCAGCAUCGUGCUGGUAUUAAUAUGGCUGUACUGCAGGCAGAAACGACGCAACCGAGAUGAAAACGCAUACGCAGAUAACGAUUCCAUUAACGACUACAUGUUAGAUGAGUUGGAACCUACUAAACCUACUCGAACGGGAUUGCGGAGGCAGGCUCUGAUCCGACUGGGAAUCCGGAAAAACACGCCGUAG